Meleagris gallopavo (turkey) is the source of this 4928-nucleotide messenger RNA. The record is from RefSeq and is a predicted model, not a curated record. NCBI's taxonomy places the organism in Eukaryota, Metazoa, Chordata, Aves, Galliformes, Phasianidae.
AAAUCAGAGUUAUUGUUAUCUCUUCUGGCAUUUCCGGAACUUCCUCUUCCACUCUUAAUAACUGGAAUUUGAAAUGAAGUUUUCAUCCCUCCAGGAGAGAUGGUGAAAUAUAUUGCUUCAAUCCAAAAUAAGAAGCUCUGCCUUACCAAGGUGCUGAAGGGUUCUGCUAUGGUAUGUCUGGACUGCACUGAAUCCCUCUGGGAUGUAUCAUGUGCCUGUAUAUACUCCACCAAACUGUGUUACUUCUGAUUGCCCGUAAAAUGUCAAUGGCAUUUUAUCAGUACACUGUUAAUUCAAGCAACUAGCAUGGAUUUUCAGAGGUUAUUCAAUCACUCCAGCAUUUUGAACCUAACACAUUAAACUUGCAGUAAAUCCAUCUUUGAGGUCUCUAGUGUUGGCUAUGAAAUGUGAUUGCUGCUUGGUACUUGCUCUCUUGUUCAAAUGAAUUUGGUAGGAUAAUGUUGCCAAACAGGGGUGUAACCGAUCUGUGACACCCUGGCUUUAUGCUAGACUAGCUACCAGGUUUUUUUGCAUCUAGAUUAGAAGUGGAUACCCACAAAAAUGUUGCAUUUUGGUUUUCAUCUAUGUCGGCAGGGAUGUGGCUGUUGCCACCACAUUGUGCAUUUUGCUCUUGUCAUUCACUGAUCCAGGAUGAAGAAUCAUGUAAGGACACAGACACAGCCUUCAAUAUCAGAUAGCUUAUCAAUCUAGUAGCUGCACAUAUUUAAUCAGCAGUUGUUGCUUGGAGCUAUACAGAAAGGGGUGGAUAAUUGACAAUACUAGUUAAAAAAAAAAAACAAAACAAAAAAAAACAAUGACUCAUUAGUGCAUGUCAACUCACUCCAAAAGUAAUGUAACCUUUGUGAUGUAUGGAUGGAUUCAGCACAUGAGAAGUAUGGUCAGCUCACAGAUUUGCAGCACAUGGUGGAAGACAAAGAAUGUGAGUAGCAAGUAGCAAAUCCAUGGAUGAGUCCUCCGUGUCAUGAACCUGCAGCCCUGUAACUUCUGACUAGCUGUUUUUUCAGCUUCCAUAAUGGUCUUUUAGCACAGAAUUUGUGAGCAAUGCUAUAGUACUUUGCCUACAUACGUGCUUUCUUUUCUUACUGCAUUUGCCAAUCUAUUCUACCUUUUCUCUUCUGUUUGUCCAAAUGGUUCCUCAAGAGAGCAUGUUUUGUUUUUGUCAGAGUUUGUUUCCAAACGUAGUGGGAUAGGAGGGUGUUGCUAUACACUGGUCUAUGCAGUGCUGCAUAUUUGUCUUGCAGUAAAUAGGUAAGGUCAAAACCUGGACUUUACAUUUCAAGGAAGAAAUCACAAGGCUUGUGAGGAGGUCAGUAGUGUCCCUUGAUCGUGUGUGCAUCUAACAUGCUGCUUAGAAAGCUCUGUUAGGUGCCUAGGCAAGUUUAGCUUCAUACUGGAAAGUCGUGUCAGAAAAGGAAAACUGUCCUAGUCACUGCUCUGGAACUUCAUUGAUCUUUUACUUGCUUGAGUCCUAGCAAUUGAAUACCUCAAAGACAAAGUUUGAAAUGUUUAACUCACUUGGAUCUUGUUUACUGUGUGCUUUUUCUUAUCAGCUGUGGGAAUGAACUUGUAAAGACUGCAUCCAUCUGGGACCCUUUACCCUCACUUGGAGCGUGCAUGAGAUACGGGAUUUGGGGCUGCUUUCAAAAGCUCUGAUAACCCCAGCUGCAUGUUUGUUUGAUCUUUGUGAGCUGCUGUGACCACUGCUGUGUGAUCCAAAACACAGCUAUGUCAGAUGUCCCAUGGCCUAUUCUUGAACUGUGGAGCACUUAGAUGAUGAUGCAGAGUGGAGCCAUGUGUAUCUCUCCAGAACUCUGUGGAAGUGACAAGUGAAACAGAUGGCAAGCAGCCCCUGGACUCAUCUUCUCUGGUUUGCGGUGAUGGGAGCCAAACAGCAGUGCUGAAGGGAGGAAGAGGAGCAUCGCCCUGCCACAACAUGGCCCCGCGUGCCAGCCCACCUGAUGGUGGCUGGGGCUGGAUGAUUGUGGCUGGCUGCUUCCUGGUCACUAUCUGCACCAGGGCCGUGACAAGGUGCAUCUCCAUUUUCUUUGUGGAGUUCCAGGCGUAUUUUGGGCAGGAUUAUGCCAGAACAGCUUGGAUCCACUCCAUUGUCGACUGUGCCACAAUGCUCUGUGCCCCGCUUGGGAGUUUCAUCAGUAAUCAUGUGUCCUGCCAAGUUGGUAUCAUGCUAGGAGGGCUGCUCUCAUCUACUGGACUAAUUCUGAGUUCCUUCGCCACCAGCCUGGAACAUCUCUAUUUAUCAUUAGGAGUCCUUACAGGACUUGGAUUUGCUCUCUGUUAUUCUCCAGCUAUUGCAAUGGUGGGCAAAUACUUCAACAAAAGGAAAGCCCUGGCUUAUGGAAUAGCUAUGUCUGGAAGUGGAAUCGGUACCUUCAUCCUGGCUCCUGUGGUCCAACUCUUAAUCGAGCAGUUUUCCUGGCGUGGGGCAUUACUUAUCCUAGGAGGUUUUGUCCUAAACCUCUGUGUCUGUGGUGCCUUGAUGCGGCCUAUUGCCCUUGAGGAGGACCGUAAAACUGUUCCGGGGCUUCUUGAAAAAGAUUAUGUCCCUGAAGCACAGAAACAAGACUUGAAACGAAUGUCUCUCUGUUCACCUUUAAUCAAAACAUGGUCACAUGAGUGUUUAUGCUACUGUUCAUGGAAGGAAUAUGACUUUUUACUCAUGCCGGGCUUUAUGGUGCUAGCAGUGUCUGUUUUAUUUAUGGCAUAUGGCUGCAGCCCUCUGUUUGUCUACUUAGUGCCUUAUGCUUUGAGCGUUGGAGUGAGCCAUCAUCAGGCUGCCUUCCUCAUGUCCAUACUUGGCGUCAUUGAUAUCAUUGGUAAUAUCACCUUUGGAUGGCUAACAGACAGAAGGUGUCUGAAAAAACAUCGGUACUUCUGCUACCUCUUUGCUGUAGGAAUGGAUGGCCUCUGCUGUCUUUUCCUACCAGUUCUCCAAAACUUCCCCUUGCUUGUGCCUUUCUCAUUUACCUUUGGAUACUUUGACGGUGCCUAUGUAACACUGAUCCCUGUUGUGACGGCGGAUGUUGUGGGAACUUCUUCUUUAUCAUCAGCACUGGGUGUUGUGUACUUCCUGCAUGCCAUACCAUAUCUAGUGAGCCCACCCGUUGCAGGUUGGCUUGUGGAUACAACUGGCAGUUACACGGCAUCAUUCCUCCUGUGUGGAUUUUCUAUGAUAUUUAGUUCAGUGUUAUUAUGUUUUGCCAGACUGGCAAAGAAAAUGAAGAGGACACAUUUGAAGUCACUCUCCACUGAUACUCACAGCAAACAGCACAUCUGGACAAAUGGAGCAAUAGCUUAUUCUGUCACAGGAGAAUUAGACCAAAAAGAUGCUGAAUUUUUACCUGUGGAUACAAACAGCUAUAGCAACAGAUGACAAUCACUCUUAAGAUUCAGCACUGUGCAAUCACAAUGAGACAGAGGAGACUGCAUCAUGUUGCAGUGCUGAAGAUGAUAGUCCUGUGACACAAGGACAGUUAGAUAUUUCUGUCAUGUUUUGAUAGGCUAGAAUCUGCAAACAGCAUAGGAACUUGGAGUGGUAGAUCAAAACUAUACUGAGAAUAGAGUUGGUAGAUAAAAGUUUUGACAGAUUUAGUUCUAAAGCGGUAUGUUGACUCCACAGGUAACCUGAAAAAAUAUAAUUGGCUAUGAUCGAAAGAAAACAAUAAAGUAAUCAGUCACCAAAGAUGAAAAAUAAUGUUUAAAUUAUUUAAAAAAUAGUAUUAAUUAAAUAGGCAUUUCACUGUUCCUGCCUGUUAGUUUUCAAUGGAAUAAUCACAGAUGCCACCAGAAAGCCUCUCCAUUUUUCAGGCUGCAUCAAACUCUUUGCCAAUGACUGUUUUGAAUGCCAAAGCCAUUUUUUAGAAAAUCUGACAGAAAGCUGUGAUUUAUGCUGAAAGUAUAUCUGAAGCUGCUUUAAUUUCUACAGUGUGCCUGAAUCAUGUGCAUACGUUGCAACUUCGUUUCAAGGGUGGCUUGAGUCCUGCUUUCCCAGUCCCCCUGCAGCAAAAUGUUCAGGUGGUUUGGUUGCUGGCGGUUUUUGGUUGGUUGUUUUUUUUCCCCUGGAAACCUUUAGAGGCUGAAUUUCUGAAUGUUGACAUUCCAGGUAUGAUCCUCCAGCUGGUGUUUUCUGAGUGGGUGUAAGAGGGUCAUGGCUGCUCUGCCAUCUGAACAUUACUAGCUUAGAUCUGUGCAAGCAGAUUACUGAGAAGUAAUAGCUCACCACACCAGCUAUUAGUAAAGAGAAUGUUGGCUGACAAGUUGCUCCUGUGUAUUGCAAUGGCCAGUCUGUCCCUUUUUUUUGCAUCCGGGAGCUGUAUCUUUAGAUGAUUCUACUUACUCACUUAUACCAACUAACCAGGUCACUUGUCCUGGACAGAAAGCAACAGCUGUGAUUUGCCAAUGAUUUCCUGCUACUUGUGCUAGGGAUAUUUGCUACAUCUGGCUACUUUGUGAGACCUGGAGACUGAAUGUAGCUCAUGAGGUAAACUACUGAUGGUUGGUUUAUUAAAAAUGGGAUGCUUCUACAUUUCCAGGGUGAAUCCGUUAAGAGAUGGAGAAACUUCACAUUCUGAGAUGCAGAUUUUUUCUGUUUGAUGAUGUAUGAAGCUGUAGUCUAUUCAUUAGCAAAUUGAUUGGAAUCCAGAUAAGUUUAAUCAAUGUUGUAAUGUUGUUGACCGCCUGCAGUAUGCUUGGUGUUUGCUGUUGGUGUCCAAUUCCAUUCUGUGCCUCAAGGGGGAGACCAACAUGGGCUGCUGUUCAUGACUUUGACUCAGAUAAGAGAACAGCCACAGGGUCAUCAUGUAUUUUAUAUCUAUCAGUACUGUGUGUAUCAAUUACUUUUAUUUUUCAUGCAUAUUUCAAAUACAAUGCAUUAAAACUGUUUGACUUCA